GUCGCAUCUUUGCUGGAAAAUUGUGUGAGUCACUCACUGCAUUCGUGGCAGACCAUCCAUGGCAUGCGCGAGUGACUCGCAUCGCAUGGCCUCCAUCCAUCCUGUCGCCCCUACUAGAAGAACGUAUGCACUCACUGCACACCAUCAUACAACCAACCAACCGCUGUACACACACCGCACAUGCACGCCACGCACACUCGUGGACGGACGGACGCGAUCCGACGAUAAACGCACACACGCACCGCACCGCUGAUUGGUCGAUUGGAUAAAGCUACACACACGCGGCUGCACUGGACUGACCGCAUCCCAUCUCGUGCCGUGGAUGGACUCUUGAUCGAUCUACUCGGCAUGGUGCUGUGAGAGGAAGGCAUGCACCUGCGCCACCAGCGACUGCUCGCCAGCGCGGGAUGCCUCGUCCCUAAAACACACACACACACACACACAUACACACACACAGAGGGAGACAGCGUCAGUCAGCUUGUCCAGGCAGGUAAGUAAGGUACUCACUCACUCACUCACUGACCUGAUGUGGAGUAGGUCUUGUAGGCUCCCCAGUCUGCAGGCCAGGUGGAAGGCCAGGCCCAGCUGCCCCAGCAGCACAUACGCGUCCAGCCUGUGCCGGUCGUCCUGGAUCAAAUGCACCAACUGGGCUGCCAGCUGAACCUAUGUAUGACAUACACACACACCACAAAGGAAAGAAGCACACACAGACAGAGACUAUCGAAUUGGCGGUCCCUCCCUCAGACACUCCCCGACUGACUGACCGACCUGUGUGGGGUCCUUGUGUCUGUGUUCGACGACCCAUAUGUUGAUGAUAUUGACCACCAGGGCGUCCCACUCGAAGGCAGGCAGCCGGUUCGACACCGCACUGAGGAACACCUUCACCUGGUCCAGGCUCUUGGCCUCGGCGGCGAUGAUGUUUGACGCCUUGACGUACAGCUCUCCUUUUGGCAAGCCGAAGAAGUCCAUUACUCGGUUGGCCAGCUCGUACUGGGAGGGCGACUGGGGCAGGGUGGGCAUGUCUGUGGUGGUGGUGGUGGUGGCUGCUGGUGGUGUGUGUGGGGCGAGUGUGGAAGCUCCUCUGCUGCCCGUGCUGCCGCUGGAUGUCGUCAUCAGCUUGUCGCACACCUGUGGCGUCAUCGAUCCGGAGACAGACACAAAGGGAGCAGCUAUUUCCACGCACAUGCGUCUCUCUCCACUCAGUGGGUGGCUUGGCUGACCUCUGCCUGUACACUUCUCGGCCCGAAGAGGUUGAUGCGCGGCGGAAGGUUGGGCAGCGUCUCGCACACCUCCAUCUGAAGCUUCAGUGUACGCAAGCCCCUGACACCACCACACACAGACACAACACACAUACAGACAGACAAUCGACCAUUGAUUGCUUCGCAGGCGAAAUGCGGCAUGAUCACUCACCUGAGCACGUCGUUCUCGGUGAGCUGUUGGAUGGGGAUGUCGGAUGUGGCGUUGAAGUUGAUGCCGUGGCCGUCGGGGCUGCUGGCGCGUGGCGGCGCUGACGGCGCGCCCUCGACGCCCACACUCACACCUGCACCAGGGGGGCCGCCCAGCGGACGGGACCUGUGUGUGACAUAUAUACAAAGACACCAAUUGGGUGGAUGGAUGUCAACACGUGGGUGUUAAUGCGUUCGCUAUUGCAUCCCUACGCUCGUUCAUAGCUCCUCCUGAUGAGCUGCAGUGCGGCGCUGAGAUGCGAGAACGCAUUAUGGAGGUGGCCGAAACGAGCAUCCCUGACACACACACACACACACGAACACAUAUAUGAUCAAAUGGACCAUCCGGACUGGCCUUCUCAAGAUUCCUCUCACCAGCAUGUGGAUGUCAUGAAGAGCUGCACCGCCACGAUGGCCGCGUUGACAUAGUCCCUCGUGAACACCUGGUACCCAUACAGCAGCUCCAAUGCCUCCCUCUGCCGCAGAUACCCCUUCAGCGCUCGCAUCGUCCUCUCCAGCUUGGCCAUCAUCGGAUUCACAGCCUGACCAUACGCAUGAGAGGGCGGGGGAGCGGCCGACGCCAGCUCACCAGAGGGAAUGGGGGGCGCUUGUGAGAGGGGGCCUGGUUGAUGCAUGGUGCUGGUGGUGGUGGUGGUGGCGGUGGCCUGGCCUUCUGGCAGCACGAUGGCUCUCGAGGGGCCUGUGGGUGGUGGGCGUGCGAGCAGGUUGGAAAUGACGGUCUGAACCUCCAGCAUGCGGUUGUGGGCCAGCGCAUAGUGGGCCACUACGUCGAUGAACAGCUCGUCGGGCAGGUCCUGCAGGAAGACCAUCUGGAUGGCACGGUCCAGCUGCCCCUCUCGGAUGAGCAGGUCCAGCAGCGACGCAGCGUCGCCAUACUUCUUGUGGUACUCCAAUGCCUCAGUCAGCAGCCGGGGCGAGAGGCGGCACCGGACCAGCCGCGGCACACGGUUGCUGGGCACCACUGCGAACGGCAUCGCCCUGUCCUUGGAUGGAGCCAUGGUCUGUUUCCCUCCCCCUCCCCCGCCCCCUCCUCUCAUGACUCCGACGGCCACAUAGCUGACGUCUCGUGUCAGUUUGGGGUAGGUGAUGAGCUCCUCGCGGUGGGUCUGCCCAUCGCGGUCGACGUACAUGUACACCCAUCCCAGAGGGGCGGCGGGGGACGGACCCAUCAUUCCCAUCGUCAGGUCUCUCUCAGGGACAGCCGAUGCCUUCACGGGACUGCUGGGGCUGGCGGCCUUGCCGCUCUCGCCUUCGUCGUCGGCCGUCAUGGGCUUGGCGGCCGGUGAAAGUGUGGUGGGCCUCUCGAUCGGCACGACGCCGAGAGCUCUUGUCCGUCUGGUGGGCGAGCCUGGCGUGGCUGUCGUCGCCUGGAUGGUGAGGUUGUCUGAGGAUGCUGAUGGGGUAAGGCUCUUCUCGAGGGUGGGGGUCCGGGUGCCGAUUGGUGUCUUGGCGAGCGCCUCAGACGGCUGAGAUGACGAAUCCGCAACAGCAGCUGAAUGAACAAAACAGAACCACGUGUGUGUCUCAUGUUGAUCGGUCGCAUGAGCGGUGUGUCCAGCCGCACCUUGUGUCGAUUCCGCCGCUGAUGGUGUCUUAGUUUCCUCCUCGCCAGCCUGUGACGGCGCCACCUCCUCGCCCUCCCCCUCCACCUGCUCAGCCAUCUGCCGGUUCAGCAGCGACCGGAGCCUGGGCGGGAAACUGGGCAGCUUGCUGGGGUGCACUGACGGAUAGAGGUAGAUGAUCGUCCGCGGCAGCGACCGUGAAGCCGCGAUGGGCAAAGCCCUGUCCCGCAGAUCACGCCUCACGUCGACUCGGUCCAGUGUGUCCACCUCGACCUCCACCCCUUCCUCCUCCCCUGCAUGCUCACGCUCAUCAUCCCCUGUGGUCCAUUCCCCUUGCCCCUCCUGUGGUGGCCGGCGAGCGAAUGGGUGUGGGCAUGAUGGGUGUGACGGGCGCCUGGGGUACAGCUGCAGGGGCAGUGGGGCCAGCAGUGGGGUGCGGCCAAAGAGCUUGUGGUGGAGGGUGUUGAAGGUGAGGAGGCGGUGCAGCUGCCGCAGCGACCUGAGGUCGUAGAUGGGUGGGUGCCGGAUGGCCCACUCGAGAGACGUCAGCACAUCACACUCGGAAGGCCCUCCCUUUCGCCCAAGACGCCCUGACACGCUGCCAGACCCCAUGGAUGCGACCGAGGCGGCUGGGGGUGAACUGGGGCCUGGCGACAUCAGCCCUCCACCCUCCCCAUCGGUCGUCUCGUCGCCCGCAGUGCCCUCGGUGGUGGGGGGAUGCCGUUGGCUGGCUGGGGAUAGCACCGUGCCUUCAAGCUCCCUCUUGGCGUCAUCGGACCGCUGCAGCAUCAGCAGCCCUACCGCCUUGGCCUGCCGCACCGGGUCCUCGGACACGACAUGGCGGCCUCCACUUGAGGCCCAUUCGCCACCCUGUCUGCCCUUGUCCGCGACCUUGCCACGUCCACCCUGCGCCCCCGCACCACCCCCAUUAUUGUCAUCGUCUCGGUCCUUGCCCCUGCACCGCUGGCACAGCUCGAGGGAGAGUGCCAGGUGGUCCUCGCGGAUGAGCUGGUCGCGGACGAGUGACGCCUGCCGGGGGUCGGCCAGCUGCGCGAGGCCCACUCGCCGCCCGGCCCGCUGCCACAGGCGUGGGAUGAAGUCGAGCACUCGAAGAGACCGGUCCAUCUUGUAGGCCAUACCCGACACAACCACGAACUUGUGCCUGUGAUUAUAUAAGAGGGAGACGACAAGCAAGGGAUGGAUGCUUCUCGUAUAUAUAAGACAUUUGCUGCCUCUCUGUGUUGUGUGUUGUUAUUGACCUACCUGAGGAAGUUGAGCAGCCUCCGUAUCAUGUAAAGCACCACAGCCACUGACGUAGACGGCGACACCGGGGCACCUGCCGUCUCUUCCUCCCUCUCACGACCACCAUGACAACUGCCAGCCCCCACCGCCAUCGACACGCCGCCAGGGGUGCCGAUCUUUCGCCCCCCACCACCGCACAUGUCCAGAUAUCGCCCAUACAGCGACCGCCCCCCCGCCGACGUAUUCACCGUCGUGUGGCAAUGCAGCGGCGACGCAGACGCAGGCUGAGGGGGGUGACUUGGUGACGGUGAUGCCACGCCCGGGUGCACAGGGUGUCGCGGCACCAGUCGAUGGACACACAGCGACAGCUCGUCGCAGAUCUGGAAGCAGCUGUCGGCGUUCUGCGACCUCUCCGAUGAGCAGAGGUCGAGGAUGCUCUCUGCCAGGGCGGCCGAGGGGGCGUCCUCGAAGACAUGAAUGCGACGCAGGUGGGCAUCGGAUGCGCCGUCGCCCGUCAGGCACCACUGCCCGCCGAGGCCUCCUUCACCUUCAUCCGAACCACCAUGAUGCACAGACGCGGGACUGCUUGCGGCAGCCGCGGCGGGUGACACAACCGUGUCAUCGUCGUCAUGCGUCGGCGUGUCGGCUGUGUGUGGCUCUGGUGGGAGUCCGAGCGCCUUGCGGCCGUAUCUGAGUAUGAGGCUGUCCUGACGGAACUCGGGGAAAUCCUCGAGGAAGGGACGCAGCAGAUCCACACUGAUGGAGCAGAGAGAGACCGACACACAGAGACAGCACGACAGAUGAGUACAUAUGUCAGGGAGGGUGGCUGUGGGUGUGUUGGGUACCGUGCGUUCAUGAGCAGGGACUCGACGAUGAGCAGGGGUCUGUCGAGUAGACUGAGGAAGUGGGGCCGCACCGUAUCCGACACCUUGCCCAGCAGCUGCAUCGACGCGUUCAGCACCUGCAGCUGACGAACCUGAUUCACACACAGUAGGUUGCAACGGUGACACCCACACCCAUUCCUUGUCUGUCCAGCAGUCACUCCUUCCCUUCACCUGUUCCUUGGUGAGCCAUGCAUUGAGUUUGGACAGCAGCAGCCGGCAGAGGAGGAUCCGGUGCUGAAUACGGUCUAGGGAAUGCAGCAUCUGGAACACGAACGACACGGCCAGCUGGGGCGAAAACGACAGGAGACGCUUCACCUGCAUGAGCCCACAAGCAGCCAGCCAGCCACAGCCGUCAGUGACAAAAGAGAGAGGGAGAUGAGAGGUACUUACUGCACUGCACUUACGGCGGCUGUUUUGUCGUUGAGUGUGGUGAAUAGGUGCAGGAGAUACGACAGCUCCAACGAGGGAAUCGGAUCAGUCAAACGAUACAUCUGCACACACAAUACACACACAAUACCAACCCAAAUCUCGCUCAGCUUAGUGCGUUGUCACGUUCACGCCGAUACGUACCUUGGUGAGUGCCCUGGCGAGGUCGUGUUGUUUGAGGUCCACCAACGUGUUGAUGACCUCACCUAUGCCACGCGCAUCACCCACCAGCCCACCCAGGGGCGACGACGACGACACGGACACUGCUGUGGUGGGCGUCACAGGCACCUCACCAGUGGCAGACCCUCUCUCGUCAGCCCCACAGCCGCCCCCGCACUCCCUCUCUAUCUCUUGCCACACGCGCCACCGCCCCCCGGGCACGUCGAGGAUCUUCUUGAAGGUCACCAUCUUCUUCAGGAUCUGCCGCACUUGCUUGCGGAGACUCUUGCCGGCCACAGGCGCUGACGGCCCUCCGUCGUCGGGCGACACGGGCGACACAGAUGACGGGUGGUCCUCUGCUGGUGAGGGGGACAGCUGCUGUGCGUCGGGGGAAGUGUCGGAUUUGCCUGUGGUCGUGGCGGUGCGGUCGUCAGCAUCGAGGCUUUGGAGGCACAUGGUGAGGGUCUGGAUGGCCGUGUCGGCAUCCCACUCACGAUACCUGACCAAACCAAAGGCAGACCAAAAGCCGUGCAUACAUGCCUCUUGAGUGCUCUCGAGUCGAGACAUUCAUUUUCUCACUUGGUGAGAGCCAGUCUGGCGGCGAGCGUCUUGUCCUUGAGGCGGUACAACGACUCGAACACGCGAAGGUCGUCCUCCAUGGACCCCACUCCACCACCAGCGCAACCGUUGCCCGGCGCCUCCUGCUGCACCAGCAUCGAGUGGAGGGUGCGGUCGCUCAGCGGGCUGUGCAGCGGCAGGUGCUCGUCGAUGAUGCGCAGGGCGUGCUGGUACUGCGGCGGGGUCUGGCUGAGGAGGCUCAGCACCCUCUCGGUGUAGCAGGACACCAGGGAGGCCUCGGCGUCGUCAGCCACCGCACGCAGGGCCGCCUGAAGGCAUACACCACACACGCACAGAUGCUGUCUGUACACUCAUCCUUCGUGUGUGCAAGUGUGUUACCCUACCCGCUGUGGUUGUGCGAGGGUCUGCAGCUCCGCCACGCUGAACGAGAGGGAAUCAGAGGAAUCAUCAGCAGUUUCGUCCUGCGUUGCUCGCGCCGUCUCACAGAUGGCCCGCCAUGCUUCGUUGCGCUCCUCGAUCCACCUGCCAGACAGACAGCCCCACAUAGCAGGCAGCGACAGACAGACAGAAGAUCCUCUUCCUGUUCCCCCUCGGCAAGUCCUGGUCAGCUGACCGAUAGAUGCAUGGGAAGACUUUGCUCUGCUCCUGUGCGAAAGUCAGGAAAUCCCUCGACGGCCACCGAUGGUUCCACCUCUCCAGACAGGCGAUGGUGGCCAGGAGUGGGGCCGAGGGCACCUUGACGUCGGGCAGCGGCCCCUCCAACUCACCCAGGUACAGCACCAGCUCCAUCGACAAUGGGUACCGCGACGCAUCGCCGCCACCACUGUCGGCGUCUGACGCGCUGCCCUCGUCGCUGGCCGAUCCAUGGGCGGCACUGUCGGUGUCGGCGGGCGAUGUGGGCAACAGCUGCUGCUGCUGGUGGGAGGGUGUGGGUGUCUGGUAGAGCAGCGAGAGGGGCAGGGAAGACUUGAGGAUAACCUCCACCAGAUCGACGCCCAUGACGUCCGCCAGCUGCAGGGCCUCGCGGUGACCGUGAAGCUCGAACAGCACACGAGCCACGGUGGCCUGCAGACACCAACAAAGGGAAUGGAGUGUGCUCGAUGCGAUGUGAUGCGAUGCUGGCAUUCUUUCGCUUGGUGUGUGCUGUGUUCUGUUGGCACCUUACCUUAGGUGUUUUGGCGAGUACAGAGAAGUAGUCGAGCCACUCUUCGCUCUGCAUGGCCGACCCCAGGACACUCAACGUGCCCCCACUGACACCAACACCACCAUCCCUACUAGAGCUGGCCGCAGCUGACGCAGCGCCAGCUGCUGCCCCACCGCCCUCACCCUCCAUCUCCCCUUUAGCCUCAUUCGCCUCCUCGGUCGCAGUUGCGGCAUCGCCCGACUUUCCGCGGGCCAUGCUGGCCUGGGAUGCAGACCUCAGCCACUCGGCCACCUUGGUGAGGUACUCGAGGAAGCCCAGGAGAUACCUCGGGCCGCUCUCGCCCCUCCUCUCCUGGUCGAAGGCAUUGUCCGCCUGCUGGGAGAUCUCCACUGCGUCACCCCCACCCGGCUGACCACCCCCAUCCGGGGACUCAUCUGGUCGCUCGCUGGCGAGUGUUUUGAUGGCGGAUGAGAGGAAGUCCAUGAGCGACCGGUGGGAGGCCGACGUGUGGCCCUUCUUGAGGAGAUCAACCGACUCCACCAGCGACAGCAGUGCGUUGCGCUGGGACUGCACCCGGCUGAGGUGAGUCCGCAGGAGGGCCGGCUCGGUAGGGAGGGUCUCGACGUCGAGCAUGAGGGCGGCCAGGCCGCUCGUGGUGGCCGUCUCUGCCUUGCUGCCGGAUGUGUGGUCGAAUCGCCCCUUGGCCUCGAGCAAGACCGACAAUCUGUCGAUGAGGUUGGUGAAGAAGGCAUAGAGGCCGUCGGGGAGGGGGGCUGUGGUCGGUGUGGGAGAGGGGGAUGACUGCUGGCUGCGACUGCGGUGGGCGGAGAGGUAGGCCGAGGCGCACUUGAGCAGCGUCAUCGACAAAUCUGACACACAGACAGACAGACAGACACACAGACAGACACACAGACAGACAGACAGGCCCGCGUAACAAUGAAUAGCAGGACACGGGUAGGUAUCGUGUGUUCGGCUCAGUGCAGUGACCUGACCUGCGUUGGCUGCGGCCGACACGGCCAGGUCGACACAGGCGUAGAAUGCGAGGAGGCUCGCAUUCCCGCUCAACACCAUAUCAUCGAGGCCGUCUCGCUCGCACACUCCCAGUAUCUCAUCGAUGCCCCUCUUCACACCACCAAAGUCCAAGUCACCACCGCUGCCGCCGUCGCCCUCGUCUCGAACAGCAGCUGUCUUGAGUGCGGCCACGCGGCCCCUCAAAGCGGCAAAUCGCUCGGCGAUCGUCACUGUGGAUCGGCACACGGCGGGGAGGCCGAAGUAAUCGACCAGCUGCAUGCUCAGCACGUAAUCGUUGAUCUUGAGGGCCCGGUUGAGCAGCACCGAUGGCUCGGCGAGCAUCCUGGGAAUGAAGCUCGACGGCGCCAGCGAUAUGGGCACCUCAGGCGGCGUGCAGAACCGCAUGAAUGGGUGGGGGGGCUGGGACUGCAUGCCGCCACGAACCACCACACGCUCGCGGCCAGACGGGCGCUGCGCAGACUCAUCGCUUCCCUCCGACGCCCCGUCGUGCGCCUUGGCUCCCGUGGUGACACCGUGCCACCUGGCCUCCAUGUGGGUCUCGAAGAGCACGGCGCCCACCCUCGGUGCCCACUGUCUCCACUCGCCGCUGCCCAGACCCAUCCAUGACAUCUCGUCCAAUACACCUACAGCGCCCUCGAUCAACGAGGAAUCGGGCGGGCGCGGCGAGGUGGGUGUCAAGGGCGAUGGCGCCGCCAAGUGGUCUGUGGCUCUGGGUGCUUCGAUGCCUGCGUGUGGUUGGGGCGGCGAUGUUGGCCCUUUGCCGCUCCCGCCGCUGCCCUGUGAGCCAGCUGCCGAUGUGAUACUGUCGGCACUGAUGAGGCUGAGGUCGCCAUGGGAGGGGUGGGCGAGAGCGGAGAAGGCGAAGUAGUCCUUGAGACAGAUGAAGGCACGCCACAAGGCCUCCUGUGAGCGGCACACACAGACCGACAGACAAAGCACAUUUAUUGUCGGAUGUAUGUGGUUUGAUGGAUCUUCUUCCCCUUGAUUGGUUUGCUCACUUGAAUGAACACACGCAGCUGUGUCAUGAUGCGCUGCAGCCGCCCCGGACCGUCUCCCCCACGGCCGCCACUCCUCUGCUCAGCCGACACCAACUGCAGCACGUGCACCCUGAUACAGCCAUGACACACGCACCCUCAGAAAAGAAGAUGAGAUGGAACGGACAAUAGUCAGACAGGCCGUCCAGCUCACCUGACGAGCGUCAUGAUCGAGAUCACCACGUUGGGCGGCACCAGAAAGUCGCGAGCUCCAGUCGGCCCUGCUGCCCCCGAUCCUCUCAUGUGUCGUUUGCGGGCCACGCACAGGGAGCACAGAUGCAGCAGGAGCGAGAGCUUGAACGGCGUGCGAUUCAGCGACGAUAGCAGCCGGUGCAGUUCGCCCAGCGACUCCUCUAUCACAACUCUAGACGGGCUGGCGGACAUGCACCUCUCCACCAGCGCGAUGGCACACCGCAGCGCAUAGUAGGUCUUGGCGAGGUCGAGGUCAUACGAGUGCUCCAGCCUGGCCCGCGGCUGCCUUAGCGGGGGCAGGUUGUCCAGCGCAGAGAUGAGCCGUGACGAACUGACGGCGGGGAGCAGCGUCUGCAUCACAGCGAGGAUGGACUGAGCCGUCACCUGCUGCAAGACGUCAGCAGCAAUGCCGGGCAGCGACGAGGCCGUCGUGAUGCGGAAGGGGUCUCCUCCCUUGUCCGAUGGCGUCUCCCCCGCUCCCGCCCCUGCUGCCGACACGCCUCUCUGCUGUGACACCAGCCGGGAUAUCCACCAAGUGGCGGCGACUUGGUAGUCGAGCACCUCCACGUGAUGGUCCACCAGCAGGUCCCCCGUCUUGAGUGGCGCCUCUGUCGUGUCGGCGCAGUAGGACUUCCACAGCACGUCCAGCAAAGUCUGUCGGGCGGCGACGUCGCCGUGGAACUCGGGCCAGCAUAGCAGGAUGACGAGGGGCUUGAGCUGCGGGAAGGGCGCCAGCAGACAGGCGCUGGCCUGGAAGUGACGCUUCUUGAUGAACCGCACUGCCGUCGUCACCGCAUACCUCCAGCGACACAGACACAGACACAGACAUACACACAGACACAGAGUGAAGCAACCAACCAUGUGUCUGUGUCUGCAUCGAUGGCGGGGCGGGCCGGAUGGCUUGGCUUACUCAAGGCAGUGUUGGUGUGCCACCCUGGUGAACUCGAAGUACGCGUCCCAGAAGGGGCAGGACGGCUCCUCAAACGAUAUCGACCCCGAACCAGGAAUGUACACGUGCAAACCGCCACCAACACCAACACCAACACCCGCACUGCCUCCUGCAGUGGGCCCUCCCGUGCCGCUCGUGACGCUCGCUCGUGUGCUGGUGGGCGUCGUGGUGUGCGAAGGGGGGCCAUGCGGGAGAGGCGCAUGGGAUCCCUCACUGGUGGGAGAUGCCGCUGAUGCCUUGGAGCGGCCGUCACUCGCUGCCCCAUGUUGUUGUUGGUGAGGGCGUAACGGCACGGCAGCACCAGCAGUGGGUGUGGCCCGAUUGAGGAGUUCGAAUGCGGGUGGCAGUGGUGACUGCGCUGCCUGCAGCUUGAGAAACUCAUCCUCGAGGACACAGUAGAGCCGCAGACCGGUGUAGUUGUGCAGCGGGUCCUCAUGCGCAAACAGCGCCUCAUAGACACGCGUGCGAUAGCUGAAGCUCCGAUCCGACGGCACCCACCUGGCCGUGCCUUCUUCAUCGGACGACACACUGGUGGCAUCGCCACCAGCAUUGGCCCCAUCCAGCUCCAUCUCGGCCGCCUCGGUCGCCGCGUCCGUGUCUGCAUCGCUGACGGCCCCGUCGCGGCCGCCCCGUUUGGGCCGCAUGACCAUCAUGCGGUGGAAGAACUUGGAGAACAGACGGGAGGCGGUGCGGGGGAGGGAGAUGGUGCCGGGGUGGGGGUGGUGGGCCAGGGGCAGAGGGGAGGACUCGAAGGGGUCGGGCGCCUCGAGGGCGUUGUGCUCGUGCAGAGGGGGGUGGGGGUGGUGAGGGUGGGGAUGACCCCCCAUUGCCACCUUGGCAUCCAUCCAACCACUGUACGUACAGACAGACAGUCCGACACACACAGGAGGAAUGGAAUCAUUCAGGCAUCGCAUGACAUGGAUGCGAUGCGUCUGGGUUUCUCCUUCCGUGCUCACCCACCCUGUCCGCGUGGAAAUGGGAGACCUCGACGUGUGGAAUAUAUUCGAGAUGAGCGCACACGCCGCACUGGUGUCCAUACCGCCAUAAGCGCCAGGGGCGACCAUCCCGAGCCUCUCCUCGUCCCAACCACUGGCAUCAUACGGCCCCUGAUAGCUACUCUGCAGGGGCGGAGUGCCUCUCACCAGCACUGGCGACGGCAUCGGGGCGGCCGGCGACGCCGGAUAAGGAGGGCUGGACAAGGGGGCUGAUAGAGGCAGCGCCACCAACGAUGCCAGUCUGCUGCGCAAGGCUGGCGCCGAGCUGACCCCACACAGAGUGGAGGGGUCGCUGUGAGCCACCACCAGGAUGGAGAACAGCUCAUACACCGGCGCCCAGCCGCCCGCCUUGCUAGUGCCGUUAUCAGCCGGGGGGUAGGACAGGGUGGGUCUCUCCACUUGCCGUGCCGUGCUGCUGAGCGAUGAGGGCGGGAUCAAGUUGGUCACUGGCGGUGGGGGAGGCGGGGUGUGUGUGGGCCCACCAUUCUGGGGCACCAAAUGGAGAGCAGCACUAGAGAUGUCCAGGAAGCGCAAGUAUGCCCAGGCGUCGUCCCGAGUCAGCGCGUGAUGCAGCAACGAGUCAGCCGUCAAUCCCAUGUACAUGAGUUGCACUCGUCCAGCCAUCAACAGGGCAGGGGCGCUCCUCCCAAGGCCGAAUGGGAAGCCACUUGUUGCGUCGCCGGGCGCCGAUAGCCCUGUCCGCUCAGGUACUGCGCGCAUACUUGCGGGGGGAUAUGGGGGAGGUCGCGGACGGGGUGGUGGGGGCGGGGGCUGGCGGCGACCAGAGUCGAUCGAGCUGUCAUCAGUAGACUUGAGAACACUUGUUCGCGACGGGGGCAGCUCAAAGGCUGCCCCAGACGUCAGAUGCUGAAGCGAGGGCCCGGCCGUCCCAUCUCCAUCUCUGGGCGAGACCCGCACUGGCGGUGGCAUCGAUGGCUCGUCCCUUCCCGCAUCCACACCACCGUCACCCUCAGCAGCAAUCUCCUCUCCCACAGCCGCCGAUGGCGACACAGUCUUGCCCCGCCGUUGCUCAGAGGCUGCAGGUGGAGAGGGGGGGACCACCUCACAAAACGAUGACGGCGCCAUAGCGCUGCAGAGAGCAUGGCCGAGGUGCGGUUGUGUCUUGAGGAGCGAGUAGAGCUGCUGGAUAGCGCUCUUAGACAGCAACACCUCUCCGUUUCUGAAUCGCCUCGCCUGCUUGGUGCGCUCCAACGUCUGCAGAGGGAAGCGGGAGAUGGUGGGCGGCAGCAGGGCCGGCAGCGGCAAGAGCGACACCGCGGGCAGCGUGACGACGCGCGGCAUGGCCAGAGGGUCCCCUUCAGCCACUGUCCCCACAGCCAGGUCCCGCUCCGCUUGGAAGCACAGCAGCGACGCGUGAUACGCCCGCAGCUCACACACCACCUCAGCCGUCACCACCUGCGCCUGAAUGGCCGCAGCAUCCAGCACCGUCUGCGCCAGCAGCACGUCGAACUGCACGCGGUCGUGUAGCCAGCCGGGCACCUUGGCCUUGCUGCCACCGGCUCUUUCUCGUCUGGCCGAGGUCUUCCUCUGACGCUGCUCCACGAGGCUGCUGAACUCGAUCAGACACAGCCAUGAUAGAUGGGCCGAUGAGGGCACCGACACCGAGCUGAGCCAAUUGGGCGGAGGGCCGUGCCACACAAUGCUCUUCAGCACCGUCAGUGCCUUGCUGAGAUCCCGCGCGGCCACCUGGUGCAGGAGGGCACGUGCGAGUUCGAAUUGGCCAACCGACAGAUAGUUGCAUAGCACAGUGAAGAGGCGGCUGUCGUCAUGCUCGAGCAGGAACCUGCACCGGCUGCCCUCGAAGCCGCUCAUCAGAUCAAGCGAGGCACGAUGGUGCCUCAACGACGCCGUUGACUCAUUUGAAAUGAGUGCUUCUACAGAUGCUCGUGUGCACGGAAGCCUUCCUCGCUCCGCGUGCCAUUUGUUCGUCGUUU
Messenger RNA from Vitrella brassicaformis, 13619 nucleotides. Lineage: Eukaryota; Vitrellaceae. The record is from the annotation of a GenBank genome assembly.